UUUUUUUUUUUUUUCCAAAUCCACAGAUUUUCUAACAUGAGAGGGCACGGGAUUUCUUCACGACAGAAUGGCAGUAAAAUGAACAUGGCCCCUCGAAGUAACAUGUCUGUUAAGAAUAUCCAAGCGUGCCUGCCAGCAUGAGUGCAUAACUGGCAGUCCUACUGCUAGGCAGUCUAAGAGAGCAAUGGAUCUUUUAAUAUCUUGAUGUGGACCAGCUCAUGUGCCUCUGGAUGAGCUUUUCAGGCAGGAGUUUGUGCAUAUGAAGAGAGCUGCUCGGCGACCAGCCGUGCACUUUGUUCUGUCCCAUGGCGGACACGAUCUCCGCUGCUUGUCUGACUUUCUCUUGAAAAAGCAAACAAAGCUGCCCAUACUGGAGCAAACAAGAAACUAAAUAAAAAAAAUAAAAAGAAAAAAUAAAAAGAAAAAAAGAAAAAAAGGAACAUGCCUAAAAUCCGGCUCAGGGGAAGGUUUGCACGUUUACGGAGAGCGAAGCUGUGUACCCCCCACGCGGAGCAUCCCGCGGUCUGCGACGGGACUUUAAACCGCCGUGGAAGGCAUCAAGGUGAGUGCCGUCGUCGUCGUCGUGGGAUUGACGCGCCCCCAGGAGCGAAGAGAGACGACUGUCUGCGUGUUGUCGAGACAUUGGUGGAGCCCGGCAAGGCCAGCAGCAGCUUGGACGUGCUGCCCAAUCGCCGAGAGUGCUGCUCCGUGGCCUCGACGACCAAGGCCCGGCCGGCCUGCUUUUGAGGCCUGAUGGUGACCCAUGUUGAAAAUGUUUAGAUGCUUCUGCAGGUUUCUUCCAGGCUCUCACACACAAACACACAUACACACACACCAGGGCGCCGUUUCAGCAGGGAGCUGCCGGACGCUGUGCCAGAAUAUCGCGAUCUGAGCUGGUGGUGCAUGAAGGCCAUGACGCAGGGCAAAUAGCCGCCUCGAAUAGA
Molecule: messenger RNA, 944 nt
Organism: Coccidioides immitis RS
Lineage: Eukaryota; Fungi; Ascomycota; Eurotiomycetes; Onygenales; Onygenaceae
Exons: 1
Coding region: 442-747 (101 amino acids)
Source: RefSeq, a predicted model, not a curated record